This is a messenger RNA of Ectocarpus siliculosus, 1873 nucleotides long. Lineage: Eukaryota; Phaeophyceae; Ectocarpales; Ectocarpaceae. The record is from the annotation of a GenBank genome assembly.
AUGGGCAGAGACUCUGCAUUAGCCGCCGUGGCCCUCGUCGUGGCCCUGCUCUCGCGGCAAAGCCUCGGCUUCCACAUCCCGGCGACUUCCUCUCGACGAUCGCUUCAACAACGCUCCCCUCAUUCCGCCGCAUCUCCUCCUCCAAACCAGCAACACCACCCGACGCUGCCGACGAGAAGCUUGCUGCGCUUCCCCCUGGCGGCAGAGGCCGACGAUGGUGGCGGCGGUGGGGGCUUCAGCUCUGCGGCGGCGGGGGGAGAGAAGCGGUCUCGCAAGGCCGCUAAGAAGGCGAAGGCGAGAGGCGGGGCUGGCCCCGCUGUGGAGCUCAAGAAGGCCGCCAACAAGCAGCCGCAGGAGGUGAGCAAGUCGGUCGUGGCGGAGGUGCUGGGCGCCCAGGCCGCGAAGGAGGGAGGGGCCACCGCGGACCAGGUGUCGGCCAGGAAAGAGAUCGAGAGGAUGGAAGCGGAGGAGCGCGAGCGUAUCGCCAAGCGCCAGGAGCGCAUCGACAGCGUCAUGCAGGCGAAAGCGGCAACGGAAGGGGAUCCGGAUGCCGGCAGCAUCCCGGAGAUCGUGUCCAACCGCAUGCUCUCGAGGAUGGUCCCGUUCUUUGUGCUUCCGGCGCUCGGCGGUGUCGGAGUGUUUGUGACUGUGUACGUGCUGUCUCACAAAUACGACUACACCAUCCCGGCGUACAUCGUGGCGUACGCUACACAGGCGCCGUUUUUCGUGGCGCUAGCGGGCAUCACGUACGCCAUCAUGUCGGCCAGCUGGGACGAGGAUAGAGAGGGGACUUUCUUCGGCUUUGACGAGGCGAAGCGCAACUUCGGCAACAUCGUGGAGGGCCUCAGGCGAUCGUCUGACAGGAUGGACGUUGAGGACAUGCUCGCUGACCAGGAGCGAAUGAGCAUGAACCGGCGCCAACGACGCCAGAUGCGGAAAGAGGACGGCGGAGACGAUGAGCCGGCGGCGUGAUGUGAUCCGUUCCUCUCUCCCGCCCGCUACCAGCGCUUGCACACACACGCCCAUCUACAUCGAUGUCGAGAAUUCGCUACUUCCGGGUUGGCAGUUUCGUUUACCUACAUAUUCCGCCAACCAAAAGGUGGGGUGCUUCUCUUCGCUAUUCCAUAGGGGAGAGGAUGGAGGCACGACGAGAAAGUGGCGCAAGAUGGGUCGGCAGAUUCGAGGCCCGGGGGAUUGCGGGGGCACGCGCAUUAAUAUUAGGCGGCUGCAGCAAGUCGGCCAGCCGUGUGCUGUGGCCGGGCACGCGCCAUUCAGGAGAGGGUGUGUGUGUGGGGGGGGGUGUAUUGUGCGUGAGCCCGGCAAGAGCCGGAAGCGCGCGGGCCCCGCUUCAUAAAAACGCUUCGGUCUAUCUUAGAUUAUGAGUCGCCGGAAAUAUAAGUAGCUGGUAGAGCUGUGGUGUUUGCCGAUCUGUUACACGGAGUGGGAGCCUGUUUGUUGGGUGUCCAAACAACACGCCAAUCCUGCUGAGUAGGUAUGCGUACAUUUCGACCAGGUUUUGGCGAGACACCGUACGUCGUUUCCUCUGGAAAGCUGAAUAACAGCCGUCUUCGUCUGAAGGCUCGGUGCCUUGUAUUUUCUUCCUUUGCUUUGGUCUUGCAUUGUUUACGUUGUUCGUAGAGACUCACCAUGUGUGUCGUAGAAAGUACGCAUGUGUGGAGCAGCGAGUAGGUGUUGCUUUAGCUUUGGCCUUGCGGAGACACCUUGCCUGCGAUAAAGAGUAAGCAUCCUUCCAAGAAUAAACUCCGCCGUACGGGCGUCGGAAGACCGUGCGUCGUGAUCGCCUUCUUCACGACUGUUUUGUGGUUGCGAGUGACCAACAAGAAACACUCGACGGAAAACACACACGCUUCCA